AUGCCGGAGAAAACGGUUCUUAUUACCGGCUGCAGCCAUGGGGGACUUGGACCGGCAAUGGCAAAGGCCUAUCUCGCUCGAGGCUUCAGGGUCUUCGCGACCCUACGAAAUACAAGUAAGGCCGGAUCUCUAGCAAAAAUAAAGGGUAUAGAGAUCCUCGAGCUUGAAGUCACAUCCGAGGAAUCCAUUCGCCAAUGUGUGAAGUCGGUUGAGAAAUUAACAGGAGGAUCGCUUGAUAUUCUUGUCAAUAACGCUGGCAUAAGCCUGUGUAGACCGCUUUUAGACACGCCAGUCGAAGACGCAAAGAAAUUAUUCGACGCUAAUGUUUGGGCUGUACUUGCAAUGGUCCAGGCAUUUACGCCGUUGCUUAUCAAAGCUAAAGGAGUCAUCUGCAAUAUCAGCUCGGUUUCUGGUGAAUUGGUCAUUGCAUGGAAUGGGAUAUACAACAGCUCCAGGGCUGCCACGACAAGACUUUCCGAGACAUUGCGGCUUGAGAUGGCGCCCCUUGGCGUGCGAGUCGUCACAGUUAUACUCGGAAUCGUUGACACAAGCAACGACAACUCGACCAAGCACGAGGAUCUCGUCCUGCCUGAAGAUUCAUACUACCAGAAGAUAUAUGACAUCAUAAAUCGCCAUAAAAAGUUCCUGGUGUAUCCUGACAGACAGAAUGUUGACGUAGCAGCGAAGAACAUUGUCAGCGACGUUCUCGGUGGUCACGGUUAUUUCAUUCGACGCGGGCAAACUUCAACUUUGAGUUGGUUCCUCAACACAUUUAUGCCCUACGGACUCUGUACUUCUAUGGUAAAUGAGAAAUCGGGUCUUUCCGAACUUGCACGUGGCAAUAAUAGGUGA
Molecule: messenger RNA, 852 nt
Organism: Talaromyces proteolyticus
Lineage: Eukaryota; Fungi; Ascomycota; Eurotiomycetes; Eurotiales; Trichocomaceae
Product: putative short-chain dehydrogenases/reductase
Exons: 2
Coding region: 1-852 (283 amino acids)
Biological process (GO): triglyceride catabolic process; phosphatidic acid biosynthetic process
Cellular component (GO): endoplasmic reticulum; lipid droplet
Molecular function (GO): triacylglycerol lipase activity; acylglycerone-phosphate reductase (NADP+) activity
Source: RefSeq, a predicted model, not a curated record